AUGUCCUCCCCUUUUCUCGAUAUUCAAGGCAAUCCGAUCCCUCAGGAGCAGGUUCUCGGGAGUGGCGGCUCUUCAGUAGUUCUCCUUCAUAAUGGUGUGGCCGUCAAAACUCCUCUAAGAUAUCUUUGGAGCUCAAACGCCGACGUCAAAGCGAACGUUGCGAGUCUCAGACGCGAACAGGAUGUCUAUCGUCGCUUGCAAAACCCUGGAGAUGAACGCUCUGAAGGUGUUGUCCGUUGUAUUGGAUUUUCAACUGAAGCCACGCAGCUGGCUUAUAUGGUCAAUGGAGAUCUACGGGCAUAUCUUGCAAAAUGUCGCCCGUCUCACCGGCUGCAACUCAAAUGGUUCAAUCAGAUGGCUCGCACGCUUAGUUAUAUUCAUGACAGGCGUGUGCUUGUUGCAGAUAUCGCCAGUCGAAAUUUUCUUCUUGAUUCCGAUCUGUCCCUCAAAAUCUGCGAUUUCUCAGAAGCAUCUCUCCUUCCAAUGGAUUCUGAUAUGGAGGCUGUGGAUGAUAAUGGAUUCACGAUCCGAAUUGACAUUGGCCUCCUCGGAACAGUCAUGUACGAAAUUGUCACUGGCAACAAGUGUGAAAUCGAUCUCUUCAAAGAUAACUCUCCCACCGACGGCCGAGCUCAUUGGCCAGAGAGGAGGUUCCUACCAAGUACACGGGGAAUCUGGCUUGGCUGGAUCAUCGAAGGCUGCUGGAACGGAGAAUUUUCCAGCACUCACAGCCUCCUGCAGGCAUUAAAUUCUAUCAGCCCACGCCGCUUCCCAUCCCCAGCUGCUGGGUCGCGCACUUGUCACUUCCUGGUCUCUAUCAAGGACACUAUGAGAGAUCGACCUAUUACGACUAUUAUUGGAGCCUUGGGUUUGGCAGUGUUUAUUCUGAUCGUAGGAAGAAAAGCAUUCUUGAAGUCACGGGGCCUCCGUCUUUCUUUAUGA
This is a messenger RNA of Aspergillus thermomutatus, 942 nucleotides long. RefSeq lists its product as uncharacterized. Gene Ontology annotation, molecular function: protein kinase activity; ATP binding. Gene Ontology annotation, biological process: protein phosphorylation. The coding region runs from base 1 to 942 and encodes 313 amino acids. Gene Ontology annotation, cellular component: plasma membrane. The record is from RefSeq and is a predicted model, not a curated record. The transcript has a single exon. Lineage: Eukaryota; Fungi; Ascomycota; Eurotiomycetes; Eurotiales; Aspergillaceae.